Octopus bimaculoides (California two-spot octopus) is the source of this 3138-nucleotide messenger RNA. RefSeq lists its product as uncharacterized. The record is from RefSeq and is a predicted model, not a curated record. Gene Ontology annotation, molecular function: glycosyltransferase activity. NCBI's taxonomy places the organism in Eukaryota, Metazoa, Mollusca, Cephalopoda, Octopoda, Octopodidae.
CAAUAUACCUUAGUCUCCAAACAAGUGUUUGAGCUGUAAAAUUCUCAAUCAAUCUAAGAGAGGGAAAAAGUUAAGCGACAAUUUCUAUGAGGCUGUUGUAGCUUAAAAUGAAUAUUAUAUAAGUAGUAGUAGUAGCACAGCUUGUUGUUUGUACGGCACACACAGCACAGCUGAUAACAGCACACUUCACUGAAUUACCGCUGUCGGAGAUGGUCUCAUCUAGCAGAGAAGCACAUGUUUCUUUUUAAGGGGAACACACAUGUAAAAUCCAAACAAGGUUACAAGGAAGAUAGGAUAUAGGCGAAGCAACAGCGCCCUGGUGUACAUCAAAUCUGAUAUACUAAAGAAUUGACAAUUGUUGAAAUUCAUUACCGGAAUCGAAGUGGGUUCAUACUGUGUUCGAAUACAGCACUAAUAAGUCAUUGGGAAGCAGCCACACUACGGUGCAGCCUUGAAGGGUUCAGCAGAAAGAAUCUACGCUAGCAAUUAGUUACGGGAUGUAAACAAGCCAAUACUGGUUGUAAAGCGGAGAAACAUAACAGGAAGUUUACAAAAUGAGUCGGAAGGAGGGAAGAGGCAGUAUACUGUGUUGUGCUUGCUGAUUGAUCUCAGACCAGACCAGAUAAUCAGACGGUUACAUCGCUGAAAUGCUUUAAUCGUCGGUUCAUAUCAUUAACAAAGCCUUCCACUGCACUACAGGAAACCAGUUAUUGAAAAUCGAACGAAAAAAAAUCGAUAGAGAAACAAUAUUUGUCCAUAGUCUUGCCACCACUAAUCCGGAAUACAUGUCUUCUGGAAACAACAAAAACAGUAAGAAGUAUAACGUCGACGUCGUCAGCAGUAGCAGUAGUAGCGGAAGUAAAAGAAACAUCGAAAGCAAGAAGAACCGCACGAAUAACGAAAACAACAGCAGCAGCAGUAGCAGCAGCAGUAAUACCAGCAGCAACAACAGCAAUAACAAGUGUAACAGCAAACAACAACAGCAACGACAUCAACAAAUAUCUCGAGAGAAAACAUAGCGGAUGAUUCUUCAACCGUUUCCCCAAAUGAAUCCCAAGCGCAGGAGAAUUCCGUUUCCAAAUUAAAUUGAAUGAUACGCCUCGCACAACUAAAGACUUUUCCAUCUCAGGACUCACCGUUAUCCUUCAGCUGCCAUAAUGCGAUUCCGACGCUUCGCUAAAUUUGAUGCCCAACGAUCGUUGCUAUUAAUCGUAUUGGCGUAUUUUUUCGCUGCUUUUGGCAUGAUUUUCUGGAGUGCUCUUUUGGUUCCGACGUUUAAUUCGAAAACUAAUUUCUUUUCAGAGAGAGAUCCGUUAUCUUUAAAUAAACUUUUUCUACAAGAUGCAUUUAUUCACAAACAUUCCAUGCGAAAUAAGACGUAUUAUCUAUUAAAAUCUAAAUCUAGAUCCUCAUCAUCAUCGUCAUCAUCGUCAUCGUCAUCUUCAUCAUCGUCAUCAUCAGCGUCAUCAUCAUCGUCGUUAAAUUCAUCGCCAAAUUUAUCAUCGUCAAAAUUAUCAUCAAAGUUAUUAUCAUCAAAGUUAAAAUUAUCAUUAAACUCAGCAUCAUCAUCAUCAUCAUCGUCAUUAUCAGCAUCAGCGGCAUCAUCAUCAAACACAGACUUUCCAUAUUUCGCAAAAGACUUCAUUAUAAAAGAUCCGACGGUUUCGGGUUGGAUUAAAAACCGAGCUUAUUUUUGUUCAAAGAGAAUUGAAUGUUUCUCGAGUGAAUUCGCAAAGCUAAACGAUGUUUUAAUUGAUACAAAAUUGUGCAAGGGUCAUGAAGGGGGAGAAAACCUUAACACUGUGUUCAACCAAUCGGAAGAAGAGGAAUAUCUAAGCCUCGAACCCGGUUUCUUUAAAGUAAACUGUCAUUCGAUAUCAACGUAUCAGUUUCUAAAAAGAAACCAUUUGAAUGAUUGGUGGUCAGUGUUAAAAGGAACAUCUAGUUUCAGAUAUCAAAACAUUUUCACUGAAACGUGUUUUACGAUAGCAAUUACGCGUUACGAAUACGUCAAUUUCUAUCACACCAUGACGGAUUUUUACAACGCUUUCCUAAUGUUGCUUAUAUUCAAACAACAGCCACAAAAUGUCAGAAUUCUUUGGAUUGAUGCACAUCCUCAAGGUUCGCUUGAUUCUAUAUGGAAAAAUCUUUUUGCAGGUUACACUAGGUUAAAAAGGAUAAAGAGGCCUGUCAUAUUCCGUGAACUUGUUUGGAGUAUUAUGGGAUAUAACAGUCCGAUUAUGCAAAUGGACCGUGAUACUUUACCGUACGUAGAAGAAUUCCGCGAUUUCUUCUUAAAAAGGUUCAACCAAACGGCAAACAGAGAACUCGACUGUUCAAGUUUGAACGUAUUGUUUAUCUGGAGAAGAGAUUACAUCGCACAUCCGAGAAACCCCAAAGGAAUUGUCUCAAGAAAAAUCAGAAAUGAGUUAGCCCUGUUACAACAAGCACGAAAACGUCUUUCAGGAAAACACUCUGUCAAAGGAAUACAGAUUGAUCUUUUUACAAUAGAUAUGCAAUUAAACUGGAUUAUUAACACUGACAUUCUUAUUGGAAUGCACGGUGCAGGAAUGACCCACUCAUUAUUUCUACCAAAACAUGCGGGUGUUAUUGAGUUUUUCCCUACAUACUGGCCAGAUAACAAUGCCCACUUCCGUUCUAUAUCAAUGUGGAGGAAACUGAAAUAUCUAAAAUGGCAGAACAGUGACACUAAGAACGAGUUCAUUAACAUGUACACACAGAUACCAACCACUGUUUUGGCCAACAUGUUGGAUGAUAUGUUGAACAGGAUCUGCCCAAAUAUCAUAUGAAACAAACACACGCGCAUAUAUACGCACAUAUACACGCACAUACAAACAGGCAUACACAAACGCAAACACAUAUAUGCAUUUACAUAAACUCACAAACAUUCCAAUAUAAAAGUUUCUCAUAAAAUAACAAACACAAAAGUCUUACAUACAAAGAGGGGUUCUUUUUAUUGUUAUUGUUGGUUUUUUGCUUUUUUUUCUACAUUUUGUUAUUUCUUUUUACUGAAAAAUAAAUAUAUGUUUGAAGGGAAAUUAUGUUUGGAAUGUGAUCAGAGUUAUUCAAAACAAAAAUAAAAACUGAUUUCCCUCCAAACAGUAUAUUCAAAACUGA